AUGGAAUGUGCAUUUUUGGCUUGGAAAGGAAACAAGUGUGGAGCAGCAGCAAUCAAAACAGUAGAAAUUGAUGAUGCUCUGAAUGGAUUACCCGUACAGUAUCGAGAAGUUCAAGAACAUGAGUCAUCAUUGUUUUUGUCUUAUUUUAAGCAAGGUAUAAGGUAUAUCAGUGGUGGAGCGCCUUCAGGUUUCACGCAUGUUGUAGAUCAGUACGAAAACUGGCAGCCAAAACUUUUUCAAUGCAAAGGCAAAAGGAAUGUAAGAUGUAUUGAGGUCAGUUGCAAGCGAGAAUCCUUGAACUUGGGAGAUGUUUUUAUUCUCGAUUGUGGGCUAAAAAUUUAUGUUUGGAUGCCCCCACAAAGUGGAAGACUUGAAAGAAUUAAGGGAACGGAACAGGCAAGAAAUAUUCGAGACCGAGAACGUACAGGAAAGCCUGAUAUAAGCAUUCUUGAUUCUGAUUGGAAUUCUAACGAUGAGUUCUGGAAGAUUCUUGGAGGAAAAGGUGAAGUAAAGCCAGCAGAAGCUGGUGGAUCAGAUGAAAAUUACUGGCAACCGGUCACUCAACAACUGACUCUCUGGAAAGUAUCUGAUGAAUCAGGUGAAAUGGAGAUAAAAAUGAUUUCACAAGGAAAUUUCAAGCACAGUCAACUUGAUUCAAAGGAUGCAUUUGUAUUAGAUGCUCAAAACGGAGGCAUAUUUGUUUGGAUUGGCAAGAAAUGUACCAUUGAUGAACGUAAAAAAGCCAUGAAUUAUGCCACACAGUAUCUUAAACUUCAAAAUCGGUCGGAAAAUACGCAGCUAAUUCGAGUGCUAGAGGGAGCAGAACCAGCGUCAUUCACGCAGUGGGCAAAUAUGUGGGAAACCAACAAGAAAGCACCUCCCUUCAUACCAAAAUUAUAUCAGUGCAGUAAUCAAAGCGGUCGAUUAGCGAUCGAAGAAAUUACUGAUUACACGCAACAGGAUUUGGUUGGAGACGACGUGAUGAUUGUGGAUGCUUUGGAUAAAAUCUAUGUAUGGCUGGGCUCUGGAGCCAAUGAACAAGAGAAACUGUUCGCUGAUUCUGUUGCAAAUAAGUACCUUCAAGGUGACGUACUCCCACGUCCAGAUGGUGCUCGUAUAAUUAGAAUCGAGCAAGGAAAAGAAACUGCUGAGUUUAAGAAAAUAUUUGGUAAAUGGGACGAUCAUAUCAGUGUAAGUCAUAUUUCUUAG
This is a messenger RNA of Thelazia callipaeda (thelaziosis nematode), 1209 nucleotides long. The record is from the annotation of a GenBank genome assembly. Lineage: Eukaryota; Metazoa; Nematoda; Chromadorea; Rhabditida; Thelaziidae.